GUCGGUUGGUGUGUGAGCUGCGGAGAACAUCGCGGGAACACUAUUCUAAUUUCAAACGUAAAAAUACCUUCAAAUUUUCCGAAAGAAAUCAAAACGGCUGCAGCAGAUGCCAGAGACUCCCUGCCUGGAAGCAUCUCAAGAAUAUGGGGAAAACUUCCAAGGUUGUGGUGUGUGGCCUGGCUGCUGCUGGUAAAACUGCCAUCCUGGAGCAGCUAAUUUAUGGAAACCAUACCAUUGGAACACAAACAUAUUCUACAAUUGAGGACACUUAUGUUGCUUUCAUUGAGACGGAUCGGGGAGUCAAGGAAAAAGUCCGGUUCUAUGACACAGGAGGUUUGGAUUCAAUGAAGCCUGAACUUCCAAAGCAUUUACUCAACUCGGCAGAUGGUUUUGUGCUUGUCUACGAUAUCACUAAUCCAGAAUCCUACAAAUGUGUGGAAAAAGUGAGAAAGGAAAUUGAUAAAUAUUCUCAGACUGGCAGAAAAGAGGGUUCAGUGAUUGUUCUCGGUAAUAAGGCAGACCUUGAAGAAUCAAGACAGGUCGAGACAUCCGUUGCCCAGAAGUGGGCUCACAAAGAAAAAGUCAAAUUAUUCGAAGUAUCUGUGAAGAAUCGACAGACAUUAAUGGAAGGCUUCAUAGCUUUGGCAUCGAAACUGACACAGCCACCUCCAAAAUCAUCCUUUUUGACCAAAAAGGUCAAAGGUGUGUCAAGUUCAAGUGCUGCAGCAGAUUCAUGAACAUCGCAUAGGGGAUUGUGCUAGGAGGGAGAGGUCCAAAAAAACUGCUUUGGUUGUGAAGAUGGAUGCUCCCUUAGCUUUACAUACUUUAGUGUACGUCUUUUGCCAGAAUUUGUCCAAAGCUGUAUCAUACUACAUGUAAUAUAUACUGUUAAAAUAUACUAGAAAUGUUUCCUUUUAA
Molecule: messenger RNA, 918 nt
Organism: Lineus longissimus
Lineage: Eukaryota; Metazoa; Nemertea; Pilidiophora; Heteronemertea; Lineidae
Product: NF-kappa-B inhibitor-interacting Ras-like protein 1
Exons: 8
Coding region: 144-737 (197 amino acids)
Biological process (GO): Ral protein signal transduction; canonical NF-kappaB signal transduction
Molecular function (GO): GTP binding; GTPase activating protein binding; GTPase activity
Source: RefSeq, a predicted model, not a curated record